This is a messenger RNA of Siniperca chuatsi (mandarin fish), 5804 nucleotides long. RefSeq names its product fibroblast growth factor 24 (gene fgf24). Gene Ontology annotation, molecular function: type 1 fibroblast growth factor receptor binding; growth factor activity; type 2 fibroblast growth factor receptor binding. Bases 3561 to 4193 code for a protein of 210 amino acids. The transcript has 5 exons. Gene Ontology annotation, cellular component: cytoplasm. The record is from RefSeq and is a predicted model, not a curated record. Gene Ontology annotation, biological process: heart morphogenesis; regulation of cell migration; neuron differentiation. Lineage: Eukaryota; Metazoa; Chordata; Actinopteri; Centrarchiformes; Sinipercidae.
UGCUUGUUUUUCCUCACUCCCUCACUCUUGUCAGCUAAUCUCUGUGGGUAACCUUAUCCCAACCCUUGAGUGGCUGCCCCCCCCCAAGCCUCAGAAACUGGACUGUGAAACAGCUCUCCCCAUUCAUAAAGCUCACUCUUGUCAUGCUCGACCAGCGGCGUACUGCAUUUCAUGGAUUCUUGCUGUUUUAUCAAUUUUAUUUUACUUUUUCAAAUCGAGUCAGGAGGCAAUUUAUAGGAGCACCGACUCUUAACUGAUGGUGUGAAAAUAUAUUUUGCAAUCCAAAUCUAAAGUCCUUCCUUUUAAAGGGUAAUUUCACACAAAUUGAAACAAAUAUCAAUUUCUCAGCUGCUUCCAACAGUUCCUAGCCAUGCAGAUUGCUUUGAUUUUAGCUGCUCAGGUUUUGAUAUUUUUGCCACCACAUCAUUACAAUGAAGGUGAAUGGAAUUUACUUUGUGGUGCUCAAGGCAUUGAAAGAUUAAAUUUCAAAAAUUCAACAGCAAGUUGUAAGUGUCCCACUUACUCUGGAUAAUCCACAGAACACGCUGUCAACAACUAGAAGUACUUUUACUAUAUAGGGGUGUGGCAGAAAUCUCACAGAUAAAAAACUGGGCAAGUCAGACAGUCUAGAAGGCUAGAUAACAUGGCUAGAUUAUUUAGAAAAUGUAAAAACAUUUUUUUUUAUACGUUGCAUGAACCAACCCUUUAAGCCUCCAAUUUUGUAUACCUGUCUCCUUGUAUUUGAAUCACUUUAUUCUCCACAUGCAACAGUUGCACAUGUUGUUUUCUCUGUGGAGUUGGUGCAGAAACUUCCACCGUUUAAAAAUUAAACAGAGAUAGAUAUGGAUAAACAUGGUAAAAUGACAAGUGGGUCUUCAAAGGGGACGUGCAAGGCAUAACCAAUAAAGUCCUUUAAUUUCAACAGAGAACUUAGGUCAUUAUAAAUCCCUUUUUGUUAGACAAAUUAGAUAGCACAGAAAAGUAUUUUAUAAAGUCCAUUUUGCUCUCUUUUGCGCCACAUAUUACUUUACAUUUCUAGAAUAAUCUGUCCCUCUGACUCCUGACUGGCCAGCUGCCAAAGUGACUGGUAGUCCAGACAGAUGCAUGGCAGGACCGUCCAAAAAUUGGCUUGUAGCCAUUACUUAUUUCCCAUACUCUUAAGACUGAUAAAAUAAUAAAAGUCCUCUUAAAAAUCUGGGAUCUUUCACUUUGCCAUGAGCAGAGAUACGUUUCCUCCUCCUUGUGACCCACAGGUGGCCACAUCCAAGUCUGUUGCUGCGCUUUCUUUUCUCAGUUGUGGAUUUACAGUCAUGCUCCGAGAAGUUUGUCACAAACAUGUGCUUAAGAGGUGAUGAGUGGGUCCACAAUGCUGGCUCUAUCACAGUCAGUGUGGUAAUUGCUGUUUAUCAUCCUGCCUUCUUUAAAUCAGUUGUCGGGUGCCUUUAUUUUGGACUUUAAGAGAAAACUUUAUCGACGGUGAGCAGCAGCUAUUGUAAGCCGUAUUUGAUCAAAGAGAGCCCAAAGCCUUGUAUUUGUAAAGAAAUCAUCAAAGUAUCUGUCUCGAUAAUUACUAUUUUCUUUUUUUUUUUUCUGUGAUUUUCCUCCCUUAGGCAGACAAGUCCAAAUUAGUAAUGCUUUAAAUGACAUUAUACAUCACUUGUGUUACAGGGAUGAUUAAAGUGCACUGUGGUUGACAGGAUCAAACCUUCUUGCUAGGCAGACAGCCAUGAAUCACAGCUUGAACCCACAUCAACCCACUUUAUCCACAUUUGUACUUGCAGACAACAUAAAUGAUUUUGUGAUUUAACUUGUCAUUAUAAAUCAUAAACACUAAGAUAUAGUCUUUUAAAUAAAAGCCAUAAAUUCAUAUUUUUCCGGAUAAAUAAUUGAUUUCUGUUUAUUUUGCUGUCUUGUUUGCCUUAUGUUGAUCAGCAGCUGGAGCUCUUAGUCAAACACUCCUUUUCAUUUCAACUCACUACAGGAGGCCCUUUGAAAUCCCCAACAUGGGAAGCUAUAUAUGUAAUCAUUUAGAAUCAUUUUGAAUAUCAAUGGGGCAGGAAUGCCGAGGAUCCAGUUUUAAUGGGACAAUAAAGUCGAACCACAAAGGUUUUCUUUUUUUUUAAUGGCAGCAGGGAUGUGGGCUCACUUUACUGCUGCCAGCUCAUAAACACAUUCACACCUCUCUCUUUCAUUUAAAUGCGGGAUAAAUUAUAGCACAUUAUUGAAAAAAAUCGAGGUCGACAACAACCUGCAUUUGAAUGCUGUCUGGGAGAGCCGAGGCCAAUCCACAAACCAGCAGCAGUUUAAAAAGCACAAAUAACAGAGAGAAACAAGCAGUUUCUGUAGCUGUUACAACACAGAAACAAUGUAAUAAUAAUAAUUAUUAUUCUAACAUUAUUAUAGUGGCCUUAAAGUACUAAAAACUAAAACUAAAGUUAUAGUUUGACGUACAAAAUAAGUUAAAUGAAAACUUGGUCUGAUGAAUCGCAUAAAUAAACAAAAAAGUAUAUAUCUUCCCAUGCCUCCAAUUAGACGUAGAUAUUUUAAUCGGGUUGUCUUUGUCCACAUCUGAAUACCAAUUAACUCCUUUCCCAACCUUACUUUAGGAAAAAAUCUGACUUUAAAGAAAGAAAAAGAAGGAAAAAAAAAACAAAGCAAACAGCAGUUCAUCUCCUUGUUCUUGUUCUCCUCUGCGCAACACUUUGCCCACCGAGAGGAAAAACCCCUCUCCAAGCUGAUGGUCUCUCCAAGAUUACCCUAUCAGGUGCAAACCGCUGACAUGUUUCCACCCACCAACAACAAAAAAGCCUCUCUGUGCCCAAAUCUCAAGCCGCAGUCGCACAAACACCACUGACAGGCACUGCUGCGCCAUCAUCAGCCCCCAAACCUCUCCAGGGAUCCGCCGCUGCUGCUGCUGCCGCUGCGAUUUCCACACUACUUUUUUGAAAAACGUAACUUUUUUGAAUGCCUGGAUAAGUUUGUUUGCCCGCUUUAGCGACUUAUUUUUGGUGGAAAUGCGUUUUAUUAUCCACCGCUUUUCCCUUUUCCACCGCAGCACUUGGUAGAAUAAAAUGACCCAUGCAAGGUGUAGAAAUCCCCCGCAGGUACGGACGGAAUUGAGGAGCCUGUGAUCUCUGGAGCAGAAGGAUUGGGAUUGUGGAGAAACUUGGCUAUAGGUGCGCAAAACUCGGAGGAUAAUUGUUUGAGCGAAGGGAUUUUUGAAGAGGUUGAAUUCUGAAUCCUUUCCACACUUUGCACCGAUUUACGGAGACGUUGCCGGAUUUCGGGCAGUGGAGGAGACUGAUUUUAGACAAAAUAAUCUUCUGGAUAAUUCCCCCCAACAAGGAAGCACCUAAUGUUGCACCCCGUGACUCUGCUGCUGCUUUCCAGUGAUAUACCCUUACACUGGGAUUCAAUCUCCUACUUACCCCCGGAGUUGUGUGCGUAAAGGACGCGCAGGGGAGCGAAAGCGAGAGAGAGGGGGGCGAUUUCGCCAACCUUUCCUGGGGCUCUAAAUCUGUGGAAGCAGGUGUAUAUCAGGUGUAUUUCUGCAAGUCAAGAUGUCUCUGCUGCCUUCGAGGUUCAUAUACGUGUGUUUACAUUUUCUGGUACUCUAUUUCCAGCUACAGGAGUCCCAGCAGAGCUCUGCUGAUUUCAGGUUUUACAUCGAGAACCACACGAGGAACCCGGACGAUCUCAGCCGGAAACAGGUCCGGAUCUAUCAGCUCUACAGCAGAACCACAGGAAAACACGUGCAGAUCUUGGGGAAGAAAAUCAAUGCCAAUGGAGAUGAUGGGGGCAAGUAUGCUCUUCUUGUUGUUGAGACAGAAACCUUCGGGAGCCACAUUCGAAUAAAAGGAAAAGAGAGCGAACAUUACAUUUGCAUGAACGAGAAGGGCAAAAUAGUUGGAAGGCCCGAUGGAAGGAAGCAGGAGUGCGUCUUUGUCGAGGAAUUCCUGGAGAACAACUACACGGCUCUUGUGUCGGCCAAGUACAAAGGAUGGUACCUCGGCUUCAACAGGAAGGGUCGGCCCAAGAAAGGCUCGCGGACCACACAGAGGCAACAGGAAGUCCACUUCAUGAAGCGCCAGCCGAGGGGCAGAGUAGACCCGCUGGAGGAGUUUCGUUUCACCACUGUAACUAAGCGGACACGAAGGGCUCGGCGAUUAAAACCCAACUCCAAGAGGAACUGAUGGGACCAGUGGGACAGCACUAAUUUUCCUCGGGGGAAAAAAAACUAUAUCUGAAAAUCUCAAGCUUCUUGUCUUAAAAGAAUCACCUUAAAGACUUCAUUUCUGUAAAAGAAAGACAGACAAAAAGAACAAAAAAAGUCAAAGAUGUUUUAUUUUUGUAUUUCAGGAUGACUGAAUAUUUCUUAACUCUUGGAUUCUUCUGGGUUGAUGUCACUGUGCUAACGUGUCUGUCAUGUUAUUUAUACUGGAUAAACUAAAGGACCUCUGAGAGAAUUCCUGUCGCCGUCGUCCUCAGCUACGUUUGAACUGCAAGCUGAAGGCAUGCUUUCUUUUUGACAAUGGGGGCUGAACCAGGAGCUGACGCAAUGUUAUAAUAAAAAUCAGCCAACUAGAGAUUUAUUGGAAUACCUGUCGGUUUUUGUUUGUGUUGCCCCUGACAACGUGGAUCCCAUACUUUCCACUGGAAUCAGACACCAUGGAGAUGAAACGGAGAGAGGUGGCAGUCGCAGGUGACACUGUGCUGCCAGGAUAACUGUGUAGUUUUGAGUGCAAUAUUUUACAGGUCUCUCUCUUUCUCUUCCUCUUUUUUGCCAUAUGUCUCUCAACCUCAGCUUCACUCGUGGCUCCUGGAAUGCGCUGAACCCUCCGAGUACUGUGUGUGAUUUCCUUGACAUUUCCAUGCAGCCUGUUAUUCAGCUAAAACACGACAUGCUUUGACUAGUCAGGCACCAGCCAUGGCUUAAGUCUUGUUUAAACACACAAAAAAACACAAUACAAACAAAAAUAUAACAGCUGAUGUGAUUCAUAAUUCCACAAAGUCUUCCAGCUUCAUCACAUUGAGGAGACGGAUGUUAAUCCCUUUCGUCUCCCCUUGGUCUCGCUUUUUAACAGCUCUUCCUCACAUGUUAAAGUUGUUCCAGAAAAGGAUGCCUUGAUUCUUUGACUGUGAGCUAGCUAAUAUUUUGGGGUUGGUGAUGAAGACUUCCUCUACCUCCUUGUUCUUUUUGUUUAUCUUUACCUAGUCUGACUGUCUGUGUUCAGUUAAUCUCAAGAAGCUUUCAGUUGACGCUGAGCUGAACUGAGCUCUUCUUUUUUUUUUCUUCCAAAAUCAUCUUUUGACUGUGAGCUCAUCUUCGCUCCUUUCUCAAAGAUGCUUUUGGGAAAGCUUAUCCCUGUGCUUGUUUGUCAGAUCAGUGAUCCACAGACAGGAAUACUGUAGCUCUGACCAACCCUGAUCACUUCAUAAAUCCACAUUUGACAAUUAAGACGACUUCUCAGAUGACCAACUUGUCUAGGAUUCUGGGAACAUUUUCAGCAACAUGAGUUUGUGUCUGAAUCCUAAAGGGUAAAGUGCUUCUGUCAUUCCUUCUCUCACUGACGUCAAACUCCAGCCCCUUUUCACCAGUAGUAUGUAUUCACCUGUCUCCUGGUAGGUUUUUGUAUGAGUUGCUACUAACAACAUGACACAUUUAUGAUUUUUUUUAAAAACAAAUGUAAGCAAAAAUAAUUUUAUGACUAUUAUUAAGAUAUUUAUUGCCUCCCUUUGUAAAUAAAAUGUGAUGAGUUUUAUUUGGCCUCUGUUAAUAAAAUGAGGACUAUAUUUUAAAAAAA